UUUCCCUACCACGUGGGGCAUCUUUCAGUGAACAGACGAUCUUUGCGGUGUGGUUAGCUAGGUUGGCUGAUUCUGUCGUUGCUGCUCACACUUGUCUGUCUUUACCUGGAGCUGAAGCACCGGAUAAUCGACCAUGGCACCCAGAAAGAAGAACAGGGUGUUUGUCAUCGGUGUGGGGAUGACAAAGUUUGAGAAGCCUGGAGCCCAAGACAACCGUGACUACCCUGAUAUGGCCAAGGAAGCAGGCCAAAGGGCUUUAGCAGAUGCAAGGAUCCCGUAUUCUGCCAUUGAACAGGCCUGUGUAGGAUACGUCUAUGGAGACUCCACCUGUGGGCAGAGAGCCAUUUACCACAGCCUGGGUCUGACUGGGAUCCCCAUCAUCAACGUCAACAACAACUGCUCCACAGGCUCCACUGCUCUCUUCAUGGCACGCCAGCUGGUCCAGGGAGGCCUUGCAGACUGUGUUCUUGCCCUCGGGUUUGAGAAGAUGGAGAGGGGCUCUUUGUCCUCAAAGUAUAUGGACAGGACCAAUCCCAUGGACAAGCACAUGGAGGUGAUGAUCAACUGCUACGGAAUGGUGGCGGCUCCAGCAGCACCACAGAUGUUUGGCAACGCUGGCAGGGAGCACAUGGAGAAAUAUGGUACCAAACCGGAACACUUUGCUAAAAUUGCCUGGAAAAAUCACAAACAUUCUACCAACAACCCGUAUUCCCAAUUCCAGGAUGAGUACACUUUGGAGCAGGUGAUGAGCUCCAGGAAGGUGUUUGACUUCCUCACUCUGCUUCAGUGUUGCCCUACAUCAGAUGGUGCUGGAGCAGCAGUUCUGGCCAGCAAAGCAUUCGUCAGGAAACACGGUCUGGAGAACCAGGCAGUGGAGAUUGUGGCCCAAGAGAUGGUGACUGACCUGGCCUCUACAUUUGAAGAAAACAGCUGCAUUAAGAUGGUCGGAUAUGACAUGUCUUGGCUUGCAGCUAAAAAGUGUUAUGAGGCUGCAGGUCUGAAGCCCAGUGACAUUGAUGUGGUUGAGCUGCACGAUUGCUUCUCAGCCAAUGAGCUCAUCACGUAUGAGGCUCUGGGGCUGUGUCCAGAGGGUAAAGCUGGAGAGCUGAUUGACAGAGGGGACAACACGUAUGGAGGCAAGUUCGUGGUCAACCCGAGUGGUGGGCUCAUCUCUAAGGGACAUCCUCUGGGUGCCACAGGUCUGGCCCAGUGUGCUGAGCUGUGCUGGCAGCUUCGAGGGCAGGCAGGCAAGAGACAGGUCCCAGGGGCAAAAGUGGCCUUGCAGCACAACAUUGGCUUAGGAGGAGCUGUGGUUGUCACUCUCUACAGGAUGGGGUUCCCACAGCAGGCCCGCAGGCCACGGGUAGGUACUGUUCUCACCAGCUCAAGCAGUGGACUGGAAGGGUUACAAUCCUAUCCUGUCUUCAAAGAGGUCGAAAAACGUCUACAGCAGGAAGGAGAGCAGCUCGUCAAGAAGAUCGAUGGAGUGUUUUUGCUUAAAGUGAAGGAUGGACCAAAUGGGAAAGAGAGGACUUGGGUCAUUGACUUAAAAAAUGGCAAAGGUUCUGUCACCACUGACCCAGGCAUAAAGGCAGACUGCACUUUAUUCAUGAGUGAUGAGGAUCUUCUGGAUAUGAUGACAGGAAAACUGAACCCACAAACAGCAUUCUUCGAAGGGAAGCUAAAGUUCACCGGGGAUGCAGCCUUGGUUAGGAAACUGCUUAAGCUCCAAGUUUCCCUAGGCAAGGCUAAGCUGUGAGACCCGGAACUAGCUUUUGUUCUUUAAAUUCAUGGGCAAAUGUGUUUAAAAAAA
This is a messenger RNA of Monopterus albus (swamp eel), 1813 nucleotides long. RefSeq names its product sterol carrier protein 2a (gene scp2a). Gene Ontology annotation, molecular function: acyltransferase activity, transferring groups other than amino-acyl groups. The transcript has 16 exons. The record is from RefSeq and is a predicted model, not a curated record. NCBI's taxonomy places the organism in Eukaryota, Metazoa, Chordata, Actinopteri, Synbranchiformes, Synbranchidae. Bases 134 to 1759 code for a protein of 541 amino acids.